GUUUAGCACAAUGCGUUCGGUUGGAAAAAAAGUGAAGUGAGAAUGAGAUUUUGAGGUGUUUCGUGCUGCGUUGCUAGUGCUGCACUGGUGAGUGGAGUUUGACACUGCAAAAGUACACCAUGAGCCUAAUGAGGAGUAACGAUGUCCGAGCAAGGGAAAACCAAGCCAAAUUUAUUCAGCAGCGCAUCAACAAUGUUGAAAAGCACUUUGCUGACUUGUGCCAGCAGUUUUCAGCUUACUCACGAAAGGUGGCCCGGGUGCGUGACAAGGGAGACAUGCUGGCCAAGAGCAUGCUCACCUACGCAGAGAGUGAGGCAUCUUCAACCAAGUCAGGCUUGACGGGCUUCGCCGAGAAACUGUCCUCAGUUUCUGACUACAGACAGGCGAUGGUUGACAGGCUUUCUCAACGGGUUGUUCAUCCACUUACGCUUUAUGGCCAGAACUUCAAACAUACAAGGGAAGACAUGAAGGCAACAUUUGCCGCCAGGACAAAGGAAAUCAACGAACAGAAAAAGCUGGAAAAUAUCAGACGGAAAAAUCCCAACAACCGGCAGCAAAUUGCUCAAGCUGAAUCCAAACUGCAGAGGGCCAAUGUGGAUGCAACUCGUUCUUCAAAGAACCUCGAGGAUCAAAUGGACUCAUUUGAGAGAAAGCGAUUGCACGACCUUAAGAGUAUCUUGUCUGAGUUUGUGAAGAUUGAGAUGCUGUUCCAUUCGAAAGCGUUAGAGAUCUACACUGAAGCCUGGCAGCAUCUGCAUGCCAUCAGUGACGAGGAUGACCUGGAGGAAUUCCGGAACAGCCUUCGCCCAUUCAGUGCCACCACGGGCAGUAGCAGCUCCAACUUGGCCAAUUCCAGGACGUCGUUGAACUCGACAGACCGCAGCAGUACCAAGCCCACCACUGCCGCCUCCAUGCCAUCCUCCAGGCAGAAACAAGGCAAGGGAAGGCUGGAUACCAGCCGCAUCGUCGACAUGGAGGACGACGAAGAUGAUGAAGACGACGAUGAAGAUGAUGAUGAUGAUUACGACGAAGAUGAUGAGAGUCAGUAAUCGCAUCUAUUUUGAAAUUCUGAAAUUUUUGCAUUGCCUGUGAACAUUUUACCAUGUUCAUGCACUUAUUGUUUAGGUUCAGGUGUCAGUAGCAGAGGAAACCACAGCCUACAUGUACCUGUAUGUUGAAUGUUAGAGUCGAGUCCCCCACUGUAAGGCCAGGACAAGUCAUUCAGUCUACAUGUAGCAAUGGCACAUGCUAAUUCAAAUGAACUAUGACAAAAGCAUUCCUCCACCAUUGUUCACCUAGCUACUUAUCACUGGUCUCGUGAAAGGACUUGUGAAGGAACCCGACUACAACACUGGAACCAAGCUUCGCAUAGAUUCAUGUCUGUCUUGGUUAAUGUUCAGCGAGCGUAACUUUUGGGGGAAGGGGGAAGCUUGUAUUCAGAAUUGGAAGAGGUGUGUUGACGUACUACUCUGAUACAUUUUUAUCUGAGGGGAACGAAAAUAGGAGCCAAGCUGACUUUGUUAGGUGUGUGGGCAAAAUGUGUUGAUGGGGUGGGAGAAUAGAUAUGGGGUCAGAAUGGUUGGCAUAAAAGCUUGAGAAAGUUCCCAGCUCAGGAAGUAUUUUGAUGGGGGGGGGACGAGAACCAGGCACCGUGUAUAUGUGUUAUUCUUUCUGGCGCGGUUGUAUCACCCAGUUUGACCAUAUGCAAUGCAGUUAUUCAAGUUUGUAUGAAAAUUAUUAGGGAAUUCAACAGAGCUUUCUCGGGGGGGGUAAGGUGGUGAUGUAAAAAAAGUACUAUACAUUCUGCUCGUCAACCAUUGUGUGACGUAGCGUGCAUUGCUGCCUCAAGUUCAAUUUUGAAAUUCACUCUAAAAUUGACAGGCUAGGCUGACUGCAGAUUGCCGUAGUAAAGCAGUGCCUAGAUCUAUUUUUCAAAUUGUUUUAAAUAUUUAAUGGACACAAAAGAAUUUUUAAUAUGGUUUUUACUUUUCAGAUUCAUACAUGUAUUUUAAAUAUUUAUCAAACUUUCAGAAUGGCCUGUGGAAAUCUUGACCCUAAACUGCAAAAUGGUAAUUUAGACCCACAGAGUAUUUUUCAGACACAUUUUAUGUUAUAUAAAAUUACCAUAUAAAAUUACCCUUUAUUAGUUACUACAGCUGCCAAAGAAAUUGUCCAGAAGAUGUGCCCACAUAAGAAUGUGUGAAUGUGGCAAUUAUGUAACAAAGAAAUAGACAAACUGAUGUUUGAAUUUAACAAGAGUUUUAGGCCACACAAGAGACUUAAUGUUGAACUAACGGCCAUUCGUAAUUUGCCUGCUAGUGUGACCAAAUGUUUGCUCUUUCCUUUGCAGCCAUGAGCUUAAAAGAGAGUUACAAGCCGUCCUUUGUAAAAAGUGCCUUUUUAACAUAAAAGUGUAAAACUGAGUGCUUAAUAUAUCCCUAGGACCUGUUGCUGGUCAGUUUGUAGAAUAAAUGGAAACUUCAGAGUGAGUAAUAUUGUA
Molecule: messenger RNA, 2500 nt
Organism: Acanthaster planci (crown-of-thorns starfish)
Lineage: Eukaryota; Metazoa; Echinodermata; Asteroidea; Valvatida; Acanthasteridae
Gene: cibar1
Product: CBY1 interacting BAR domain containing 1
Biological process (GO): cilium assembly
Cellular component (GO): ciliary basal body; ciliary transition zone
Source: RefSeq, a predicted model, not a curated record